Messenger RNA from Recurvomyces mirabilis, 390 nucleotides. RefSeq lists its product as uncharacterized. The coding region runs from base 1 to 390 and encodes 129 amino acids. NCBI's taxonomy places the organism in Eukaryota, Fungi, Ascomycota, Dothideomycetes, Mycosphaerellales, Teratosphaeriaceae. The record is from RefSeq and is a predicted model, not a curated record. The transcript has 2 exons.
AUGUCCGGCGUAGCAGAAGAAGGCAAAUCCAGGGCCCAGCUUAUUGACGAGCGCAAGGCUAACCUCCCUCUCCCCGACCAACCACCGGUCGAGUCAGAUUGGAACUCAGCCGACGGUUCGAAAGUCAACGUUGGCAGCGGUGGCGUCUCAGAUACCUUCUCAGUCGGUGACGAUGCUCUUCGAGGACCCGCAACUGGCGACAGUGCAGUACGAUCGAGUGGUGAGAAGGAGAAUGUUCAGGGCCAGGGUGUAGGACGUGAGGGUCUUGAGGGCGGCAUUCCCAACGAUGCUGUUACGAGAGGGUCGAAAGGCAAGGCGGGACUGAAGGAUACUACUGGCAAGGACUAUGGUUACCCUCAGAAGAACGAUCCAGCAGACCCAAACAAAUGA